CUAUAUCUUUUUCAGCUCCAUCAGGUUGGGUUCUUCAAGAAGAAAAUCUCAUAAUAGUUGCGGGUGUUGCUGGAGGCCUGGUAAUUCUCAUGGUACUAAUGGUGAUUACUGCAGCAGUUGUUGCGGUGAGAAGAAGAAUUUCAGCAAUUGACAAACCAGAUAUGGAUGAAAGGCAAAAUUUCGACGUGAGAGGACCAUCUGGUGACAGCAACAUGUGUAGUAGCAUAACUCCUAUUCUGCCCGCAGCUCCGAAUGAAUUGGAUCCACUGAAUGGGGGUGGUUCGCCCUGUGUCAUGAUUCCUCUACUGUCGGAAAUGAAAAAGGGUUCAUCUCCUCAUCAGCCACCUAUCAUCUCACCUCUCUUGCAACACAACUCAAAGAACUUUCACAGCAGAAGAUUUUUGCCUAAUAACUGUUCAGAUAUGUACAGGGUUCGCGACGUAUGUCAAGUGGACCAUGGGAAUAACGCAGGAUGAUGGAACACCAAACUUUGCAACUGACAGAGUAAGAC
Stegodyphus dumicola is the source of this 511-nucleotide messenger RNA. Its product is annotated as hemicentin-2-like. Gene Ontology annotation, cellular component: plasma membrane; cell-cell junction. Gene Ontology annotation, molecular function: cell adhesion molecule binding. Gene Ontology annotation, biological process: cell-cell adhesion. NCBI's taxonomy places the organism in Eukaryota, Metazoa, Arthropoda, Arachnida, Araneae, Eresidae. The record is from RefSeq and is a predicted model, not a curated record.